AAGAAUUAAUUAGCCCAAAAAGUAUUGGGCUGGACGAAGACAACACAAAACAUAUGUAGCCCACAUUUCUCCCUUAAUUCUUUGUAAAACCCCCAAAUCUUACUAACCUUUACGGCGAAAUCCCCACAUUUCCGAAGUCGGACAAACGGUAGUUGGUUGAAUCAAGAGGAGACAAACAAUGCCGCUUUAUGAUUGUAUGCUUUUACUGAAACCGCAUGUAAAGAAGGAGUCUCUGAUGGACCUUGUUACAAAGGUUGGGAAACAUGUUUAUAGAAAAAAUGGUGUGCUUACAGAAUUGAAGUCAUUUGGUCAUGUCCAACUGGGUUAUGGCAUUAAGAAACUAGAUGGAAAAUACUAUCAGGGUCAACUCAUGCAAAUGACAAUGAUGACACCACCCAGUUUUAACAAUGAGCUGCAUUACUUGAACAAAGAAGACCGCUUACUUCGUUGGCUUUUAGUUAAGCAUCGCGACUUCGACUUUGGAUUUGACUUUUUGGGUGGAGGCGAUGCUAAGAAUGAACUAAGCAAGUACAGGAGCAGCAUAUAUGAAAGCGAGGAAGAAGAGGAAGAUGAUGACGACGAUGAUGAUUAUAAUGUCGAUGAAUCCGAGAAGAAGUCGGUCUAGAAAACUGAUUUCACUAUAAGCUGAUUAGAGGCCACCAUAACCCAAACCUGAGGAAGAUAAAGAGGUCACAAGUGAACGUAAACGUACAAGUUAAUGCCUGGCUGAAACUAAUACUGGUAGAUCAGUAGAAAUUGAUAAUUUGCUGGAACUGUCACUUUUGUCUUUGGUCUUUACUAUGACAGUUUUUCUGCCACCUUCCAUCACCAGUCAAGUAUGUUGUUUAAUCUUGAUUAUAUUUCCUUGAUAUUUGAUCUUGGAGUGUGUUUCGUCUGUACAUAUGAUUCUACCUCGUAUGGCUUGUGCUAAUCUGAGACUAAAUUGUUUUGUCUUGCUCUAAA
Capsicum annuum is the source of this 963-nucleotide messenger RNA. RefSeq lists its product as uncharacterized. Gene Ontology annotation, cellular component: ribosome. Gene Ontology annotation, biological process: translation. Bases 179 to 625 code for a protein of 148 amino acids. Gene Ontology annotation, molecular function: structural constituent of ribosome; small ribosomal subunit rRNA binding. The record is from RefSeq and is a predicted model, not a curated record. NCBI's taxonomy places the organism in Eukaryota, Viridiplantae, Streptophyta, Magnoliopsida, Solanales, Solanaceae. The transcript is spliced from 3 exons.